AUGAGGGAGACCAGCAGCAACACCUUGAACGACCUCCACCGCUACGACAUCGCUCUCAACUCAUGGACCGAGCUCACAGGUACCACAGGACGCUCGCGCCACACGGCGAUCUGGGACGAGAGCGGAGACAGGAUGAUCGUCUUCGGAGGCUUGGACAGCUCAUCGACUCGCUUGGGGAGCCUGUUGAUCUACGAUCGUGCGACUGAUGCAUGGAGCACGCCCGCCGCAACAGGUCCAGCCGCCCGGGAGGGGCAUGUCGCCGUCUGGGAUCCAAGCAGCCCUUCGGCCAGGAUGUGCUGCGGCUUGUCGGACACCACGACGCUGGGUGAUCUCUGGAGCUACGACGGCGCUUGGACACAGCUCUCCCCGUCCGGCAGCAUCACCGCCCGCAGGUAUGCUUCAGCUGUUUGGGACCCAGCGGCCCAAGCGAUGCUGGGCUUCGGUGGCCGAGGAAGUUCCCUGCUGGACUCGCUGUUCCUGUAUUCCAGCACUGCCGACAGCUGGAGCGAGUACACUGUUUCAGGCCCCGGUGCGCAAGAACAAGGCGCACCCUGA
Molecule: messenger RNA, 555 nt
Organism: Symbiodinium necroappetens
Lineage: Eukaryota; Dinophyceae; Suessiales; Symbiodiniaceae
Source: the annotation of a GenBank genome assembly